AUGAACAAUCAGUACACCCGCCGGGAGGUCUUCUGCAGGAACACCUGUCACGAACUCAAACGCUUCUGGGAAAGAGAAAUCGGCAAACAGACCUACUACCGGGAGACGGAGGAGUAUCGCCUGGGAAGGAGCGCCCUGAGAAAGCUCAGAGAAGAAUGGAAGCAGAGAAUGGAAACAAAGCUGAGGCUGCGGAACAAUCCAGAUGAGACUGAAAAGCAGGCAAAUGUUGGCCGGGAGCUUCUUGCUUCAUUGACCGAAGAGGAUUCGAAGCACUGA
Condylura cristata (star-nosed mole) is the source of this 276-nucleotide messenger RNA. RefSeq lists its product as uncharacterized. Lineage: Eukaryota; Metazoa; Chordata; Mammalia; Eulipotyphla; Talpidae. The record is from RefSeq and is a predicted model, not a curated record. Bases 1 to 276 code for a protein of 91 amino acids. The transcript has 2 exons.